GUGUCCCAGACUUUAGUCCUCUCAGAGACGAGUGGGCAGACAGGCUGUUAGGAUGCAGAAAGCAGUGAUUCUGGUUCCCCUGCUGGUCCUGGGAUGGACCUGGACCCUCCAAGGGCUCCCUGUCCUCUCAGAACCUCUCUACAGCACACAGGAGAACUUUGAUCUGGCCCGGUUUUUGGGAACAUGGCGCGAUAUUGCCACGGCAAGUACAUGUCCCUAUAUGCAGCGUCACAGGAGAGAUGCAGCCAUUGGUAAACUGGUACUGCAGAGAAGCACCACUGAAGGAAAACUCAAGAUGACACGCACUAAGCUCAGAAAUGGAACAUGUAUGGAGAUCAAUGGGGAAUAUGAGUUAACUGCCACACCAGGACGAUUCUUCUACCACAUUGAGAAGUGGAGGGCAGACGUGGAUGCCUACGUGGUUAAUACAAACUACAAUGAGUAUGCGAUAGUAAUAAUGAGCAAAAAGAAAUCAUCAGGGGAGAAGCACACCUCAGUUAAGCUCUACAGUCGAACUACCACUGUGAGGAACUCUGUGUUGGAAGACUUCAAAACGCUGGUCAGACAACAGGGAAUGAGCGAUGGCUCUAUUAUCAUCAAGCAGAACAAAGGUGACUGUGUUCCCGGACAGCAGGUGGCAGGACCAGCAGCUCAGUCUCAGCCUCAGAGGGUCAGGAGAGAUGUGGUGCCUCUUCCUCUGGCAGAUGAGGAGGGUUCUGGUAUUGACACACCUCUUUUCAAUGGAACCGAGGCCUGUGAAGCAGCACCAGAUACAGGGCCGUGUUUUGGGAUGCAUCAUCGUUACUACUACAACGCCUCCUCAAUGAGCUGUGAGCUCUUCAAGUACGGAGGGUGUUUGGGGAACCAGAACAACUUUGAAAAUGAGAGAGAGUGUCUGCAGAGAUGUCGCACUGAGGCUGUGUGCCGUCUGCCAAUGGCAGCCCAACCCUGCACAGGUCAGCCUCCCAUCUGGGCCUUCGACUCCACCAUCGGCCUGUGUGUGCCCUACAAACAGGGCUUCUGCCAGACCAACGGCAACAAGUUCUACAGCAAGGCUGAGUGUGAGGAGUACUGCGGGGUGGUUAAAGAUGACGGAGACCUCCUGAAUGCAAAUUGAGUGUGAGUAGGAAACAUCACUGCUCACCUGAACUCAUACAGAAUCACGAGGCUCACAAUAAAGAAGCAUGAUUCACAAAAUAUGAGAUACAUCACAACAGAUCAUCAAUAAAACAAGUUGUUACUCUG
Messenger RNA from Toxotes jaculatrix (banded archerfish), 1245 nucleotides. RefSeq names its product protein AMBP-like. NCBI's taxonomy places the organism in Eukaryota, Metazoa, Chordata, Actinopteri, Toxotidae. The transcript is spliced from 10 exons. Gene Ontology annotation, cellular component: cell surface; plasma membrane. The record is from RefSeq and is a predicted model, not a curated record. The coding region runs from base 53 to 1117 and encodes 354 amino acids. Gene Ontology annotation, molecular function: serine-type endopeptidase inhibitor activity.